Messenger RNA from Eremothecium sinecaudum, 1740 nucleotides. Its product is annotated as HHL227Cp. Bases 1 to 1740 code for a protein of 579 amino acids. Gene Ontology annotation, cellular component: membrane. The record is from RefSeq and is a predicted model, not a curated record. The transcript has a single exon. Lineage: Eukaryota; Fungi; Ascomycota; Saccharomycetes; Saccharomycetales; Saccharomycetaceae.
AUGUUCUGGUUCGUAUUCUUAGCGGCCUCAGCUGCUGCUUUUAUUUUGUCAUAUGGUUUUGUUAAUCGAUACUUAUCAUUUAAGACACACAAGAAUAGUUGUCCAUUUGUAUUGUUGACUUUGUUGGCAAAUAUGUUUGUUUUACUCUCGAUAACAUAUCUAUUACCAUUGGAUGUUUUCUAUUCAGCUCAGGUAGAAGAUUCAGGGCCUCCUAAUGAUGACAAGGUCGAGAAAAGGGAAUAUUUUACGUACAGCGAUAAAAUUAGAAGAGAUACAGGGUUGGAAGAGCCAAAUAUACCUAGUUUUGUAACUGUAUGGUCAGUUAUUUACUGGCUGGAGUUUGUUAUUUCUUGGUUUAUUUUUCCUGUGUUGAUCUCAUAUCUGGAUCUUAAGUACCUGUUCCCUAGGAGAUCUGAUGAGCCAUCUAGAAGGAGGAUAUUGAGGAGGAUACGGGAGGCACUUAUAUGUAAUAUUAAGUUUUAUGGGAUGUGCGCUGCCGGUAUUGUGGGCGGUUUGAUAUACUUGAAAAUCACCACGAAUCGUGGAUUUAGCGAUUUUAAACCAUUGGUUAUUUCAUUGACCCAUUUGUAUUCAUUACUCUACAUGUUGGUAUUAUUAGCAACUGGGCUGGUUUCGAUGCCCAAGUCCUUACUUCUGGAAAAGAAUGAUGAGAUCGAGUUGUUUGUGAAGUUGAGUCAAAACAAUGAUGACUUGAACGAUGCUAAAUUGAACAUGACAGACAAUGCAGAGAGAAUUCUCUCUAUAUCUGCGGUUGCCAGUACUGAUGAAGCGGUUAAUCAGGUCAUUGACGCUUGUAAGCGGGAAGUCCAGGUUACGAUCAACGAGACGAAAAUACAUAUUCCUGAUCUACCAAGCAGCAAUAAUCAGAAUCACAUCAGCUUGAAAAAGCUUAAUGAUCUUUAUAAUGACUUUAUUUCCGCGUACUAUAACUAUGUCUACCACCAAAGCCGUUCCGAUACCAUUAUACACACGUUAGUCAGUUCCCAGAGUAACUCUACAUCAAUGCCAUUCAUAAUUACUAAAAAGGCUGCUGGUGCUGUGUCUCUGUUAUUAUCUUUGCUUAUAGUGCUGCUAGAAGUAACACCCACAGAAUUUGCACAUAGUUGGCUGUUUUGGGGGAACACAUGGAAGCAUUUUGGUUUGGAGAUGACGCUUUUAAUAUACUGCACACUAUGCUCUUUGUUUUCCCUAAGCAAAUUUAAGUUCCAGAACUUUCAUAUAAUUCCUAAUGGAAACAGCAAUCCAAGAAAUACAUUAUACUACUCGCUUUAUUCCAGCCGGUUAUUGGUACCCUUAUGCUUCAAUUUUAUCACUCUAAUACCACGAAAAGGUCAUUCAGUUAAGAGCGGCUUCGAAAAAGUACUAUACAAAGAAUUGGAAGUUAUUUCUUUGGUUAAUUAUCUCAACUUGUACCUACCGAUCAUAACGAUGAUCUUCGUGCCCAUAUUUUACUACUUCAAUCUGAAGGAAAAGAUUCUAUUGCAUAUUUUAGGUGAAGAGUAUUACUAUGAGUUUUUUGGUAUGAAUUACGACACUCCUGUAGCAAAUAGAUGCAGCGGUAGUGGCUCACUUUCAGACGGCUUACUAACGGAUCCCCAUAGGACACGUAUUGGUGAAGACCUUGAGUAUUCUCUGCAGGAUGGAAGGUACUUGUUUGAAAGGGCUACAAAUAACUACGUGGCCGGUUCGGGUGCCAAUAGACACUUCAUUAUUCCUUGA